AUGGAUUCGUUUGCGAUGUUGAACGAGGAGGUGUUCAAGCAUCUAUGCAGCUUGGCUAUCGACAAAGUUAGCGACAAGACUGAAAGAAGAAAGGCCGGAUGUGGUGGCAUGGCUAUGAGGAAAAGACUCCUUAUCAAAAACUUCGUGAAUGAUCUUUGUCGGAAGAAAGACGAACAAAUUGAGGAGAGAAAUGCAGGCGAUUGUUCAUCGCAAGAUCCUGAGGGUUUGUGCGGACAGAAUAAUGAGAUCGACGAAACCUCGGAUUCGAUUUCGUAUGAGCUGCAGAGAUCUCAUGAUAGUUCCGACAUCACCGAUGAUGACGGCUUGGAAGAAGAUGAUGUCAUCGUAGCCGAAGACGACGACAUAACUCCAAUGCACGAUAUCUGGUUAGAUUCGGCUGCCGUGCCUGACAGUUCAGUUCUCUCCGAUGCUCUUUUAUUUGAACCUAUACAUUCAAGUCGCGAAGGAGCUAUAGGACGCUUAGACGAUAAAUGCAGUGAGACACGACUUUCUCUCUAUUCGCUGUAUUCCUCCGUAUCCGAAUCGGCUGAUGAUGGCGACGAGGCGUUGUCUGCAUGUGAUCCUACGGAAUCCUUGCUUCCGAAUUGCCUUUACGACUGCUCAGAGUCCUCGACCUUUGAUUCCCCUCCUUUGACAUCAUUGUCUUCCAUCUCUAAUCUCUCAGCGAUCUGUGAUAUCAACAACUCAUCCCCAAUACAGCCAGUUUUAGCUGAAGAAAGCGAUCAGAUCUUCCUUUCUCUCAGCAAUCACAAGUACUCCGAUCUCAAAACUUAUAAUCCUGACAUUUCUCUUUCCUCUGCUUCUUUGCCAUCACCACCAAUUAAUGAUUCUCCACGUAUCAGUUGCUCUGUAGCAACAAAGCGUCGGAGUGAUGACUUUCUCUUGUACGACUCCAUCAGUGCUGAUAUUGGCUACCAGAAAAAGAUCAAACUUUGA
This is a messenger RNA of Necator americanus (New World hookworm), 957 nucleotides long. RefSeq lists its product as uncharacterized. The transcript has 8 exons. The coding region runs from base 1 to 957 and encodes 318 amino acids. The record is from RefSeq and is a predicted model, not a curated record. Lineage: Eukaryota; Metazoa; Nematoda; Chromadorea; Rhabditida; Ancylostomatidae.